AUGACUCCAGCCGUUGUUAUUACUGUUACCGCCGUUAUAACCCCUGCCAAGGCCAUUGAUAUCACUGUUACCGCCGUUAUAACCCCUGCCAAGGCCAUUGUUAUCACUGUUACCGCCGUUAUAACCCCUACCAAGGCCAUAGCUAUCACUGUUAUCGCCGUUAUAACCCCUGCCCAGGCCGUUGUUAUCACUGUUACCGCCGUAAUAACCCCUACCAAGGCCGUUGUAAUUACUGUUACCGCCGUUAUAACCCCUACCAAGGCCGUUGUAAUCACUGUUACCGCCGUAAUAACCCCUACCAAGGCCAUAGUUAUCACUGUUACCGCCGUUAUAUCCACUACCAAGGCCCUUGUAAUCACUGUUAUGGCCGUUAUAACCCCUACCAAGGCCAUUGUUAUCACUGUUACCGCCGUAAUAACCCCUACCAAGGCCGUUGUAAUUACUGUUACCGCCGUUAUAACCCCUACCAAGGCCGUUGUAAUCACUGUUACCGCCGUAAUAACCCCUACCAAGGCCAUAGUUAUCACUGUUACCGCCGUUAUAUCCACUACCAAGGCCGUUGUAAUCACUGUUACCGCCGUUAUAACCCAUACAAAGGCAGUUGUUAUUUCUGUAACCGCCGUUAUAUCCCCUACCAAGGCCAUUGUUAUCACUGUUACCGCCGUUAUAACCCCUACCAAGGCCAUAGUUAUCACUGUGAUCGCCGUUAUAAUCCCUGCCCAUGCCGUUGUAAUCACUGUUACCGCCGUUAUAACCCCUACCAAGGCCGUUGUAAUCACUGUUACCGCCGUUAUAUCCCCGGCCAAGGCCAUUGUAUUGCAUGUAAAGCACUGA
Molecule: messenger RNA, 834 nt
Organism: Mya arenaria
Lineage: Eukaryota; Metazoa; Mollusca; Bivalvia; Myida; Myidae
Exons: 2
Coding region: 1-834 (277 amino acids)
Source: RefSeq, a predicted model, not a curated record